UGUUCUCCUCCCACUGAACGGCAGAACUCUCUCUGUACUAGACUGGCAUCAGGUGUGUGAAUAUGUGUUGUGUUUUGUGCGGUGGAGCUGUUUCAAAAGGGUAACCGUGGACAGAAUUAGCAAUUGCGAAAGCCAUCUUGGAUUCGAAGAUGAAGCCGUUACUCCAAACUGUGGUCACGCUCCUGCUGCUGCUCUUGGAGGUCAGGGAGAUGACCCCAAGUCCGGUGGAGGAUGACCUGGGCUACGAAGGGGUCAAGGCGCGCUUCGUCAGGACAAGAGAGGACGAGGACGAAGGAGGCAAUCGGGAGAGGAGGUCGCUCUAUGAACAGCUGAUGGAACUUCGACUUCCUCUCAAAGAUUUGGCAUGGCAUAAGAUACAACAUGAAAAAAACGAAAGAAGUACAAAGAAUCCUUUUAAUAUAAAUAAAAGGAUUCCAAUGACAAAGACAAGAGAGAGCCUGGAAGUCGCCCGCUCCCAGCUCCUCGAGAGGGUAAAACUCGAGGAAGACCUCCAGAAGCGAAACCUCAGCCUCGCCAAGGGAAGCCCCGGGGAGGUCUUCCAGUCUUCCUUCAAGAGAUCCCACCCGUUCGUGAUCCAGACGGAGGCCCAGGGUUCUCUGUUCGUGCUGGCGACGAAGGAACUGAAGAAGAGACUCAACCUCAGCAACGAAUUCGUGACCUUCGAUCUCCCUUUACAAGAAUCCCUCUCCAUACCCGACGAAUUCUGCAACAAAACCAAGACCAGGGAGGUGCCUGCCGACUGCGAGCCGUACAGGCGGUACAGGUCCAUCGACGGAACCUGCAAUAACCUCAAUAACCCUCUCUGGGGGGCUACAAUGACGCCCCUCCUGCGGUACCUCCCUCCUUUCUACGACGACGGCGUGUCGGAGUUCCGCAGGGCGAGGGACGGGGAGGCCCUGCCCAGUCCUCGCAUCAUAACCACGGAGAUGUGCCUCGGCAGGAACGUCGAGUCGGUCUCGAUGUCACUGCUCCACAUGACCCUCGGGCAGUUCCUCGACCAUGACCUCGAUUUCUCGCCUGUGGUUAAAGGCGAGGGCGGCAAGGCCCUGCCAUGCUGUCCCGACGUUUUGGGCGACGAUCCCUCGCUAAUGCACCCGGAAUGCGCCCCUAUCGCCAUCCCCAAGAACGACCCCUUCUACAAAGCCUUCAACCAGACCUGCAUGGAGUUCGCGCGCUCCGUGGCUGACUCGGGCUGUGAGCUGGGACCUCGGAUGCAAAUCAACGAAAAAACCUCUUAUCUGGACGCCUCCGUUAUCUACGGGACCGAAAAAGCGCAGAGUGAUUCUCUGAGGACGUUUGAAGGCGGGAUGCUGGACUACCAGCUAAACAAGGGCGAGGAGCUGCUGCCGGCCAACCCCAGCAUGGCCGAGGAGUGCAACAAGGAGGGUAUGGCGAGCGAGGGCCACUUCUGCUUCAAGUCGGGAGACAUGCGAGUGAACGUCCAGCCCCUCCUGACGGCGCAGCACAUCCUCUGGUCGCGCCGCCACAACCACAUCGCCAAGGACCUCGCGGAACUCAACCCCAACUGGGACGACGAGACGAUCUUUCAGGAAACGAGGAGGAUUGUGGUCGCCGAAUUCCAGCAUGUUAUCUACGCGGAGUAUGUCGCCAGCGUCCUCGGCCCCACCUACAUGAAGCACUUCGACCUCCGUCCACUCAAGGGAGACAAACGAACGAAGACUUACCACGAGGGCGUCAACGCAGCCAUCAGCGCCCCUUUCUCAGGAGCCGCCUUUCGAUUCGGACACAGCCAGAUUCCUGGCAAUCUGCAAGAGAUGGACAUCAACGGGGACGCAGCAUCCCACUCCAUGUCAUCGGCUUUCAUGAACCCCUUCGCGCUGUACAACAAAGGGGCCCUCACGAACCUUUUGCGAGGGGAGUUGGCCCAGAGUGCGACGCAGGUUGACUGCUUCUUCUCGCCACAGGUUGCAGGUCUCCUCUUCCGUGGAGAAAUGCCCUUCGGUCUAGACCUGGUGGCCCUGAACGUGCAAAGGGGGCGAGACCACGGGCUGCCCCCUUACACGGCCAUGAGAACACUCUGCAAGCUCCCCAUCGUCACAAGUUUCUCCGAACUGCUCCCUGACAUAGAGAGUCGGGUGGCGGAGAGUCUUCAGAGACUGUACAGCCACGUAGACGACAUCGACCUGUUCAUCGGCGGGCUAGCGGAGAAGCCUGUGCCCGGAGGCCUUGUCGGACCGACCUUCGCCUGCAUCCUCGCCGACCAGUUCCUCAGGCUCAAGCUCGGGGACAGGUACUGGUACGAGACGAAUGACCCCGACACGCGGUUCGAGACAGCCCAGCUGAUGGAAAUCCGAAAUUCCUCAUUGGGUAGGAUCUUAUGCGACGUCAAUCCUGAGCUGAAGGAGGUGCAGAUGAACCCCUUGAGGAAGAUGUCGGAGAUGAACCCAAUGGUACCUUGCUCCUCCUUCAAGAAAGUCAGUUUUCACCCUUGGAAGGAACUGUAGGGAGGGCCCUCACAUCAUCACGCUAAUACAUAUGGAAAUUCGGACUAGGACGCGUGAGAAGAGAAGCUUAUAUAUAGGAGAAUAUGGCAUUCUAUAUAUAUGAGAAUGUGAUACUUUAUAUAUAUGAGAAUAUGACAUUUUAUAUAUAUGAGAAUAUGGUAUCUUAUAUAUAUGAGAAUAUGAUAUCUU
This is a messenger RNA of Penaeus chinensis, 2675 nucleotides long. RefSeq names its product peroxidase-like. Bases 150 to 2486 code for a protein of 778 amino acids. The record is from RefSeq and is a predicted model, not a curated record. Gene Ontology annotation, biological process: response to oxidative stress. Gene Ontology annotation, molecular function: heme binding; peroxidase activity. The transcript has 15 exons. NCBI's taxonomy places the organism in Eukaryota, Metazoa, Arthropoda, Malacostraca, Decapoda, Penaeidae.